Molecule: messenger RNA, 2241 nt
Organism: Salvia hispanica
Lineage: Eukaryota; Viridiplantae; Streptophyta; Magnoliopsida; Lamiales; Lamiaceae
Source: RefSeq, a predicted model, not a curated record
AUGCUCACCUCAUCUGCACCACUAACCGAUUUCACCACCGAUCGAGAUGCUCUUCUCGCGUUCAAAAAAGGCAUUACUGUCGACACAAGUGGCGUGUUGAGCAAGAAAUGGCUCACCAACACUUCCAUCUGUCACUGGGCCGGCAUCUCGUGUGGAAUCAAACACCAAAGAGUCACAGCCCUCGAUCUCUCCAACUUCGGCCUCCAUGGAAGCCUCCCCCCACAUCUCGGAAACCUAACCUUUCUCCAGUCCUUGGACGUCAGCUCCAACAAUUUCACAGGCGUCUUACCAGCUGAGCUGUCUAAACUACGCCGUUUGAAGCUAGUAAACGCGACAUGUAACAACUUCAGUGGAGAAAUACCGAGAGGUAUCCUUACAAACAUGUCGGUAUUGGAAUAUAUUGAUCUGAGGUUUAACAACCUAUCGGGCGCUCUCCCAAGAGAUAUAUGCAAUAACACUCCGAAACUGAAGGGAUUAUCUCUCAUUACGAAUCAAAUAUCUGGAAAAAUUCCAAGGAGUAUACACAAGUGCAGCAAGAUGGAGGAGUUGAGCUUGUCGACGAAUAUGUUCAACGGAAACAUACCAACCGAAGUUGGGAAUCUUACCAUGCUUACACUUUUAUCUAUAGAUGAUAAUGAUCUCCAAGGAAGUAUUCCGCCUUCUAUCUUCAACGUUUCGCGUUUGAAAUUCAUAUAUCUCGAUGGCAAUAAACUGUCUGGAAGCAUACCCAAAAAUUUGGAUAAUUUACUCAAACUCCAAGUGUUGUGUCUUAGCAACAACAACUUAACAGGCGAAAUUCCAACCUCAAUCACGAACGCUUCUCAGCUUGUUUUUAUACAGAUGAGCUGUAACUCAUUCGUUGGUACCAUCCCCGACUUUGGUAAUCUAAGACAGCUGCGAUUCCUUAGUCUACGGGAAAAUAAUCUGACUGGAUUGGGAUUUCUCUCUUCUUUUACAAACUGCCCUAAUUUGAAUGUCUUGCAUAUUACUAACAAUCCGAUGAUGAAUAGUACCCUUCCAUCUUCCUUCGGAAAUUUGUCUACUUCACUUAUCAGCUUUUCAGCAUCUAACUGCAGCAUCAGAGGGAAAAUUCCUGCUGCAAUUGGAAAUUUGAGGAAUUUGGUGAUUUUGGAUUUAUCCAACAAUCAACUCACAGGAUCCAUCCCAACUACAUUUUCGAUACGUUGUAGCCUUCAGUCACUCUACUUAAAUGUUAACAAGUUGGAAGGAUCAUUACCCCGUUCCCUUUCCAAUUGUCGAUGUCUGCAGCUUCUUAAUUUUGGAAACAACAGAAUACAAGACACUUUUCCGGUUUGGACGGGAAAUCUCACUUAUCUUCGAGUCCUCAUAUUGGCAUCCAACAACUUCAGCGGUAACAUUUCUCCUCUCGCUCCCAAGGCUACAGUUCCAUUCCCUAAGCUGCAAGUUUUUGAUAUAUCUCAUAACGCAUUCGUUGGCAAUCUUCCCCACGGAUAUAUUACGAAUUUCAAAGUGAUGAUGGAUGUACAAGAGAAUCAUCGAGGAGAACAAGUUCAGAUUCCGAGUUAUACAAAGUCAUUCGUGUUGAGAGUGAAAGGUUAUGAUCGAGAAUAUACGAAAAUUCUGAAAACAUUCACAACAAUCGACAUGUCAUUCAACAGAUUCUCCGGCAGUAUCCCAAACACCAUUGGAAAUCUGAAUUCCUUGAUACAUCUGAAUCUGUGUCACAAUUGCCUCACAGGAGGUAUACCUGCAUCUCUUGGAAACUUGACAGAACUCGAGUCGCUGGACCUGUCUUCAAACCGAUUGGAAGGGGAAAUUCCAGCGGAGCUAACAAAGCUCACGUUUCUUGCUGUGAUGAACCUUUCCAUGAAUAAUCUUUCAGGGAUGAUACCUCAAUCCAAUGGCCAGUUUUCCACAUUCGAAAAUACAUCAUAUGUUGGGAAUUCUGGACUAUGUGGAUUUCCUUUAUCACGAAAAUGCAAAGGGCCUUCGCCUCCAGUGAUGAUGGAAGAAGAUGAUGAUGACGACUAUGGUAUUCUAGAGGGAUUCUGUUGGCAGGCUGUUGUUUCCGGAUAUGGAUGUGGAUUCGUAAUCGGUGCGAUUGUUGGUUAUCUGAUUCUUGGGUAUGGAAGGCCUAAAUGGUUGUUGGAUUGGCUCUAUGGAUUUUACAAGAUAAAGAUGAGAAGCCAUAGAAGAAAUGUGGCACCACAAAGUUACAUUAUUGCUGUUUGCUUAACCUUUCUUUGCAUGUUAUGUUGA